AUGGAGGUGGCUGGGGUGGGAGCUCUGUUCCUUCUCUGUGUGCUCCUCACUUUGUUCUUCUCAUCCUUCAAAAUGUACAAGAAGAAAGGCCAGCUGCCUCCUGGACCUGCUCCUUGGCCCUUUUUGGGGAAUUUCCUGCAGAAAGACGUCCUGCCUCUAUACAAAUCCUAUAACAAGCUCAUUGACAAGUAUGGGCCCAUCUUCACUGUCUGGAUGGGACCAACACCUGUGGUCGUACUCUGUGGAUAUGAAGUGGUGAAAGAUGCUUUUUUGGAUCAUGCCGAAGAGUUUGGUGGGCAUCCUGCCAUCCCCAUCCGAGACAAAGUAGGAAAGGGUCAAGGGCUGACCAGCAGAGAUGAGACAAAAUGGAGGGAGCUCCGGCGGUUCACCCUUUCCACCCUGCGCGAAUUUGGCAUGGGGAAGAAAACAAUGUCCAAGAAGGUGCAGGAGGAAGCUCUUUGCCUGGUGGAGGAAAUGGCUGCCACACAAGGGAAGUCCUUUGAUCCCAGAAGAAGAAUCUCACAGGCUGUUUCUAAUGUGAUCUGCUCUGUUAUCUAUGGGAGUCGGUUUGACUAUAAUGAUGAGACUUUCCAAGAGCACCUGUUCAUUGCCCAAGGCCUAGUGAACCUCUAUCACUCUUUUUUAGGACUGUUUUACUGCUGUCUCCCUCAAAUAAUGGAUUAUGUGCCUGGACAUCACAACAAGGUUUUUGCUAAUUGUGAAAAGCUGUGCGCCUUCAUCCGCGAGACAGUGGAAUCUCAUAGACAGACGUUGGAUCUUCAGAACCCUCGUGACUAUAUUGACUGCUUUCUAAUGAGGAUGGAGAAGGAACAAAACUCUGGUGAGCAGAUCUUCAGCCUUGAAGACCUUGUCGCAUGCUUGUUUGAACUCUUUCUUGCUGGGUCAGAAAGCACAGCUUCUACUAUUGUCUACAGCAUCCUGGUGAUGGCUAAGCUGCCACACAUUCAAGCAAAAGUCCAACAGGAGAUUGAUGACGUGGUUGGUGACAAUCGUGUCCCUGGUAUGGAAGACCGGGUGAAGAUGCCCUUCACCAAUGCCGUUGUCCAUGAGAUUCAACGAUACCGAAAACAAAAUAGCGAGAGCUUCCCACAUGCAAUGAGUCAUCAUACAGCAUUCAGGGGCUUUACCAUCCCUAAGGAUACUGCUGUCACUCCAUUACUGACAUCGGUGCAUUUUGACCCUCUGCAGUGGGAGACUCCCGAAAAGUUUAACCCGGGCCAUUUCUUGGAUGAGAAGGGCCAGUUCAGGAGAAGAGAUGCCUUCAUUCCCUUUUCAAUAGGAAAGCGGGCAUGCCCAGGGAAAGCACUGGCUCAGAUGGAGCUCUUCCUGUUGUUCAGCAUUCUGCUGCAGAACUUCACCUUCCAGCUGGUUGGAGAUGCCAAAAACAUGGACCUAAUGUCUUUGUUUUCAGAGCUCAAAAGAAGGAACCAAUGUGCUCCAGUACAAGCGAUUAGUCGCAAAGUGUGA
Elgaria multicarinata webbii is the source of this 1488-nucleotide messenger RNA. Its product is annotated as cytochrome P450 2C20-like. Gene Ontology annotation, cellular component: intracellular membrane-bounded organelle; cytoplasm. Gene Ontology annotation, molecular function: iron ion binding; arachidonate epoxygenase activity; heme binding. Bases 1 to 1488 code for a protein of 495 amino acids. Gene Ontology annotation, biological process: xenobiotic metabolic process; epoxygenase P450 pathway. The transcript is spliced from 9 exons. NCBI's taxonomy places the organism in Eukaryota, Metazoa, Chordata, Lepidosauria, Squamata, Anguidae. The record is from RefSeq and is a predicted model, not a curated record.